GUGAAGGCAUGUCUCAUGAAUAUUAAUGACGUGAUGUGACGUCCGAUGAUAAAUGGGCGGAAGUAAUCUUGGCUUGAAGGCUUAGCUCAUUAAUAUUAACUAUGUAGAGUGACUGGAUGCUUCAGAAAAGUAAUUAAGCUUCGUCAUCGACUUAGAGUUAAUAUUCAUUGUAUAAGAAAGCCCGUAAAGUUUCGCUUUAAGCACUAGGUGAUGUUUCACGUCUGUACAAUCCUUAUGUUGGAUCAUCAGUUAUUACAUUGUUAGACUUGUAACUAGAGCUGGAUAUUUUGAUAAAAUGAUCUGAAAGGAGUGACCUUUUUUUAAACCACACCCCUACAUUUUUAACAGGUGAGAUCAAGUCGUCUAUCGUUACUACCGUGUUCCUCUCAGAUUCUUUUUGGCUAGGACACUUGAAUAUUUAUGGCUGUGCCUUUACCUCAUGACAACAGUGAAGCCAUGUUCGGCUGGUUCACAGAAUUCCAGCGCAGCUGCAUUUUGAAGGAUGGAAUUGUUCCAGAAUGGUUUCACGGCGUUAUCUCCAGGAAGGCGGCAGAGGAAAUGCUGAUGAGCAAACCUCCAGGUUACUUCCUCAUCCGUGUUGGUGAGAGUAGGGUGGGAUACACGCUAUCUUAUCGAGCUGAUGAUCGCUGCAGACACUUCAUGAUUGACCUGUUGCCAGAUAACCAGUUUAUGAUAGUUGGUGAGACAACGCCAUAUCGUUCACUAUAUGAGUUGGUGGCAUUUCAUCGCAGAAGCCCCAUUAUGCCGUAUAAUGAAAUACUAACUGUGGCCUGCGAACAGGGUGGCAAAAAUAACUACACCGAGUUGCUUUUUCCCGGAAAGAAAGACUUGCGCCCUGAUGCAAACGGUUUUCUGAAUUCCUUCACACAAGCAAAUGUAUCACCACACUCAAAUAUCUCUGAAAACAACCCGACUUUGGCCUUCCAAAAUGAAUCAUCUACGCUACCGUCAAGUCCUACAACAAGACUUUAUCCCUGCUUGGAGACAGAAUUGACCACUGUACAUCUACAGAGCAUGGAACCGCAACCAAAGCCUGUUAUAAAGCCCAGAACAAUACAUACUUCCAUAACACCAAUCCAAAACAUGCCACCACCGUUACCGCCCAGAGAUUCCUUGCCAAGAAGGCCACUAGCUACAAUGGAGGAAGACAGAUCUGACAGACAACAGAUGCCACCCAACACACCCUGUGAAGACAAUGGAAACAACCGUAUCCAACAGAAACGCCAACAACAGCCAAAACCAGUCAUUAGCCUGGCUCAAAUAAAGAAAAAGUUUCAAAAGAAGCGCAGUCAAUCUGAAGACCACGCAUAUGAAGAGAUAACUGAAAAUGUAUGUCAAGAGGAUGUUACAUUUUCAGAAAUGGAGAACUAUAUUUUGAACCCUCAGCAAGUGAUGGAAAAUGACUAUCAAGAAUUGCCUGAAAACUGUCCAGCUGAAGGACAUCAAACAUCCGAUGGUACUCCUAACUAUGUAGGUGGUGAAUUACCAUUAGAGUACCUAAAUCCACCCCCGUUUGCUCCUGGUUACUAGAUAAAUAAAUAGAUGGGUGGUUCUUAAAGUAUUUAUUUUAUUAUCAUCUAUUUGUUUGAUCACAUCUUUUUGUUGCUAUUACGUUCUUUUGCUUUUUUUGCUCUACUGUCACUUUCAUUUCUGACGUAAUACUGUAUAUUGUUAACAAUGAACAAAAGUUUUACCUCUGGAAAAACCUGUUUGACAUGGUAAAAUAUUUUAAUGUGACAGUGAGUUGUUGUUGUCUUGUGCCUGUGGGCAUGAAUUGAAUUUACUUCACAAUUUUUAUAAAUACUUUGGAAAGUAAAAUAAAAACCCACCAUAACUGUAUUCUUGUCACUCCAUUUGUAAAGUUUGAUA
Xyrauchen texanus (razorback sucker) is the source of this 1890-nucleotide messenger RNA. RefSeq names its product hematopoietic SH2 domain containing (gene hsh2d). The coding region runs from base 421 to 1551 and encodes 376 amino acids. Gene Ontology annotation, cellular component: cytoplasm. Lineage: Eukaryota; Metazoa; Chordata; Actinopteri; Cypriniformes; Catostomidae. The transcript is spliced from 6 exons. The record is from RefSeq and is a predicted model, not a curated record.